AUGGAGGAAGCAGACUCCACGAAUAAAUAUUCCCCCGAAGAAUCUCGCUGUGAAGCCAUCUUCUCGAAAACAGUUCAACUCAGAUCCGAUGGCCGCUAUUCCGUAGCACUUCCCAAGAACGAAAAUGCCAUUUCCAGGUUGGGAGAAUCCAAGGAGAUCGUGUUUCGGCGGUUUCUGAGCACCGAACGAAGGCUUAUCAAGGAUACUAAUCUUCGGAAGCAGUACAUAAAGUUUAUGGAGGAGUACCUGCAGUUAGGUCAUAUGCGAAAGGUUGAAGAGGAUCCAGAACCCACUAAACGAUGUUUUCUCUCUCAUCAUCCGGUGGUCAAAGAGGCCAGCACCAACACUAAGGUCCGCGUGGUGUUCGACGCCUCCUGUAAGACUGCUUCAGGAUUGGCGUUGAACGAGGUAUUGCUGGUAGGGCCAGUAAUUCAACAGUCUCUCCGAUCAAUCAUCCUUCGUAGUUGCACGAAACAGAUUCUCUUGGUGGCCGACGUUUAG
Armigeres subalbatus is the source of this 501-nucleotide messenger RNA. RefSeq lists its product as uncharacterized. The record is from RefSeq and is a predicted model, not a curated record. The coding region runs from base 1 to 501 and encodes 166 amino acids. The transcript has a single exon. NCBI's taxonomy places the organism in Eukaryota, Metazoa, Arthropoda, Insecta, Diptera, Culicidae.